AUGAUAAAGGUGGCAAACAACCUGUUUAUGGAAGAGAUGUGCAGCCUGGCUGCGCUGGCGCGCGGCUGCCGCCCUGCCGGGAAGCCCUGCUGCCUCUGCUGGUGCUGCUGCUGCUCCUGUUCAUGGGCCAAGUGCGUCGCGGAGCGCGGCUCGGAGCGAGGCCCCGGCAGGAAGUCGCGCCGCCCAGGGCCGCACGAGCCGCUCCUCGUCGACGGCGACGCGCCGCCGACGCUGGAGGAGAUCCAGAGCUGGGGACAGUCGUUCGAUCGGCUCAUGCGUAGCGCAGCCGGGCGCAAGGUGUUCCGAGACUUCCUGCGCGGCGAGUACUCCGAGGAGAACAUAAUGUUCUGGCUCGCGUGCGAGGAGCUCAAGCGGGAGACGGACCCCGACGCCAUCGAGGAGAAGGCGCGCUUUAUCUACGAGGACUACAUCUCCAUUCUCUCGCCCAAGGAGGUGUCGCUAGACUCACGCGUGCGCGAGACCGUGAACCGCAACAUGGUGGAGCCCACGCCGCACACCUUCGACGAGGCGCAGCUGCAGAUCUACACGCUGAUGCACCGAGACUCCUACCCGCGCUUCGUCAACUCGCCCCUCUACAAGGCGCUGGCGCGAAUGUCGGCCGGCUCGCCCGCCCCCGCCGCCCCGGCCGCCCCCGCCACACCCGCCGGCACAGACGCGCCG
Iphiclides podalirius (scarce swallowtail) is the source of this 681-nucleotide messenger RNA. The record is from the annotation of a GenBank genome assembly. NCBI's taxonomy places the organism in Eukaryota, Metazoa, Arthropoda, Insecta, Lepidoptera, Papilionidae.